ACACGGUGUUGUGAAGUUAGUUAGUUGGCGGUGUGUAGUGAAGCGAAGCGAUGGUGUUUUCUUCCAACCCUUUAGCUCUCAGUGUUCCGGAACCGGCUUUCGAGUCGUGGCUCCGCGACACCGGCUACCUCGAAAUCCUCGACCACCGCACUUCCUCCUCCUCCGCCGCCUCUCCCGCCCCUUCCUCUGCCGCCGGCAGCCUCUUCUCCCGCCUCCUCACCUUCUUCUCUCUCUUCACUCUCAACCCCUUCGCCAAGCUAACCGCCGAUGACUUCGCCGCCGAUACUCCCUCUUGGUCCCGUUCCUUCUUUGCUUUCUCCGACUCCUACUCCUUCCCUUCCUCCCCCUCCCAGGCGCGCCUCAGGGUUCAAGAAAAUAUCAAGCGCUACGCCCGCAACUACGCCUAUCUCUUCAUCCUUUUCUUCGCCUGCACAUUGUAUAAGAUGCCAGUUGCUCUUGUUGGGUUGAUAUUGUGUUUGGCGUUGUGGGAUUUCUUCAAGUUUUGUAGCCACAGAUGGGGAUUGGAGCAUUAUCCCUUAACUCGCCAGUGUUUGAUUCGUGCUGCCCAAUGUGCAACCGCAGUUAUUUUGAUCUUUUCUAAUGUUCAAAUGGCUCUCUUUUGUGCCAUAUGCGUCAGCUAUGCAGGCGUGAUACUUCAUGCUGCAUUUCGCAAGUUGACCCCUGUGAAGCAACCUUCAGUGGGAAGAAGUAGGUAGUUGGCUAAUCAAACAAACUAUGAUACACUUACCUUUAUCUAGCACGCAUUACUUCAGUGAUUCAAGGGUUACACUGUAGAUUUUAAGGGACAGAACUGGUACAGAAGAUCAGGCACUGUAAAGAGGUUGGAUUAUUCUUUGUUUUGGAUUAGCAUUAAUCAAUGUUUGGAAUAAGUGUUGAGCUAUUAGAUAUAUCAAUUGUUGAUAUUAUUAAUUUAUUCAUAACUCUUGAGUUGAUGCAACUGGAAUUGAGCUUUGGAUGAUUCGUAAUGGGUUAAGCACACUCAUGUACCGCUC
Molecule: messenger RNA, 1013 nt
Organism: Vigna angularis (adzuki bean)
Lineage: Eukaryota; Viridiplantae; Streptophyta; Magnoliopsida; Fabales; Fabaceae
Product: PRA1 family protein H
Exons: 4
Coding region: 51-716 (221 amino acids)
Biological process (GO): vesicle-mediated transport
Cellular component (GO): endoplasmic reticulum; Golgi apparatus
Source: RefSeq, a predicted model, not a curated record